Molecule: messenger RNA, 1701 nt
Organism: Drechmeria coniospora
Lineage: Eukaryota; Fungi; Ascomycota; Sordariomycetes; Hypocreales; Ophiocordycipitaceae
Product: sphingosine-1-phosphate lyase
Exons: 3
Coding region: 1-1701 (566 amino acids)
Biological process (GO): carboxylic acid metabolic process; sphingolipid catabolic process
Cellular component (GO): endoplasmic reticulum
Molecular function (GO): pyridoxal phosphate binding; sphinganine-1-phosphate aldolase activity
Source: RefSeq, a predicted model, not a curated record
AUGCCUGGAAGCUCGAGAAUGCCCGUCAGCCUGCGGGGUGGACUGGAGUCGGUCAAGCGGCGCAGGCCGACGCUGUCGCUGGCCAUGAUCAACAUCGACCUCCUCCGGAACGUCGUCUUCUUCUACUUCGUCCUGCGAUGGACCCGCCGGGCCGUCUGGAAGCUCCGGGGCCGCGGCCUCGUCGGCGCCCUGCUCGAGCUCUACCGCGAGCUGCAGCGCGUCCUCUACGGCUACUUCCUGCGCGCCCCCGGCGUCCGGGGCCAGGUCCAGCGCCAGGUGAAGGAGUCGCUCGCCAAGAUGUCGGCCAAGCUCGUGCCCGAGACGGAGACGCGCUACCUCACGCUGCCAAAGGAGGGCAUGCCCGCCGAUGCCGUCCGGGCCGAGCUCGAGGCCCUCGCCAACAUGGACCACACCCGCUGGGAGGAUGGGUACGUCUCGGGGGCCGUCUACCACGGCGAGGCCGACCUCAUCCGGCUGCAGACGGAGGCCUUUGGCAAGUUCACCGUGGCCAACCCCAUCCACCCCGACGUCUUCCCUGGCGUGCGCAAGAUGGAGGCCGAGGUCGUCAGCAUGGUCCUCCACAUGUUCCACGCCCCCCCCGGCGCCGCCGGCGUCACGACGGCCGGCGGCACCGAGAGCAUCCUGAUGGCCUGCCUUGCCGCGAGGCAGAAGGCCUUCGCCGAACGCGGCAUCCGGGAGCCCGAAAUGAUCAUCCCCGACACGGCCCACACGGCCUUCCGCAAGGCCGGCGAGUACUUCGGCAUCAAGAUCCACAUGGUCGCCUGCCCCGCGCCGAGCUACCAGGCCGACGUCCGCGCCAUGGCGCGUCUCGUCAACGCCAACACGGUGAUGCUCGUCGGCUCGGCCCCCAACUUCCCGCACGGCAUCAUGGAUGACAUCGCGGCGCUGUCGAAGCUGGCGCUGCGCCGCAAGCUCUGCCUCCACGUCGACUGCUGCCUCGGCUCCUUCAUGGUCCCCUGCCUCGAGCGGGCCGGCUUCGAGACGCAGCCGUUCGACUUUCGCCUCAAGGGCGUCACGAGCAUCAGCUGCGACACGCACAAGUACGGCUUCGCGCCCAAGGGCAACUCGACGGUCCUCUACCGCACCGCCGCCCUGAGGACGUACCAGUACUUUGUCUGCCCCGACUGGUCCGGCGGCGUCUACGCCUCACCGGGGCUCGCCGGCUCGCGGCCCGGCGCCCUCAUCGCCGGCUGCUGGGCGAGCAUGAUGGCCGUCGGCGAGGCCGGCUACCUCGACGCCUGUGUCAAGAUCGUCGGCACGGCCAAGAAGAUUGCCGACGCCAUCCGGGACGCGCCGGCGCUCGCGGGCGAGCUCGAGAUCAUGGGCAAGCCCCUCGUCUCCGUCGUCGCCUUCACCUCGCGCAACCUCAACAUCUACGACAUCGCCGACGGCAUGUCGACCAAGGGCUGGCACCUCAACGCGCUGCAGAACCCGCCGGCCAUCCACGUGGCCGUGACGAUGCCCAUCGUCAAGGUGUGGGAGAGGCUCGUGAGCGACCUCGAGACCGUCGUCGAGGAGGAGCGCGAGAAGGAGCGGUCCCGCCUCGUCGAGGGCAAGGGCGCCAAGGGCAAGGCCGUCGGCGACUCGGCCGCCCUCUACGGCGUCGCCGGCUCGCUGCCGAACAAGAGCAUCGUCGUCGACCUCGCCAGGGGCUUCCUGGAUCUGCUGUACAAGGCGUAG